Trichosurus vulpecula (common brushtail) is the source of this 546-nucleotide messenger RNA. RefSeq names its product persephin (gene PSPN). The coding region runs from base 1 to 546 and encodes 181 amino acids. The transcript is spliced from 2 exons. Gene Ontology annotation, molecular function: growth factor activity; glial cell-derived neurotrophic factor receptor binding; receptor tyrosine kinase binding. Lineage: Eukaryota; Metazoa; Chordata; Mammalia; Diprotodontia; Phalangeridae. The record is from RefSeq and is a predicted model, not a curated record.
AUGGCCCGGGCACUGAUUCUGCUCACUCUCUCGCUGCUCCUGCCUCCUAGCCUUGGGGAAUCGCCUUCUGUCCCCAGACCUCCAGCCUCACUUCUGGAAGAGGAGCCCACAUCUGAGGAAUUGAGGCUGGCUCCUGGAACUUCAGAUGCACACCUCAGACCUGGAAAGCUGCCUCCAACCUACAGGACCAAGAGGCCAUGGCUAGGGGAACACCUGUUACCAUCUGCUUUGAAAGCCCGGGUAUCCAGGGCACUGCCUGGGUCAGCCACUGAAUGUCAGCUGCAAAGCCUGCUACUACCAGUGACCAAGUUAGGCCUUGGCUACAAUUCUGAUGAGACCAUUGCCUUCCGCUACUGUGCUGGCAGCUGCCACAGUCCCCACACCCACCAUGGCCUGACGUUGGCCAGGCUUUCAGGUGAGGGCCGGGCGAUGGGCCAAUCCUGCUGCCACCCCACCCGAUACGAGGAUGUAGCCUUCCUGGACAACAAUCACCACUGGCAUCACCUGCCCCAACUCUCUGCCGCUGCCUGUGGCUGUGGCAUCUGA